Messenger RNA from Dioscorea cayenensis subsp. rotundata (Guinea yam), 1440 nucleotides. Its product is annotated as pentatricopeptide repeat-containing protein At1g59720, chloroplastic/mitochondrial-like. Gene Ontology annotation, molecular function: protein binding; RNA binding. Bases 1 to 1440 code for a protein of 479 amino acids. Gene Ontology annotation, biological process: RNA modification. Lineage: Eukaryota; Viridiplantae; Streptophyta; Magnoliopsida; Dioscoreales; Dioscoreaceae. The transcript has a single exon. The record is from RefSeq and is a predicted model, not a curated record.
AUGAUGAGGAGAUGGUGCUGGUUGAGCAGCAAGAUAUCUCCACCAUCAGAGGCUUACAACUACUCCUACUCCUACUCCAAAGAGCAUCAUCUCAUUUGGCUCAUCCAAUCAUGCAUCACAAUGCGCCAUUUGGAACAACUCCACGCCCGCAUCAUUCGCACUGGCUUCGACCAGCACAUCUUCGUCCUCGCCAAGCUCCUCACUUUCUGCGCCGACUCCGACCACCACAUCGCCACUGACCACGCCCUCUCCCUCUUCAACCACAUCCAACACCCAGACACCUUCAUUUGGAACACCGUUAUUCGAGCACUGGCAAAAGCCCGCAGGACCCAAGACGCUUUCCUCCUCUUCCGCACUAUGCGCCGCAGCGGCAAUUCUCCGGAUAACUUCACCUUCGCCUUCUUGCUCAAGCUGUGCGGGGACCUACCCACCGCUGCGAUGGGCGCGCAGCUCCAUGGCUCUGUGCUGACACAUGGUUUUCAAACCCACUCCUUUGUGAGGAACACUCUCGUCCAUAUGUACGGUUUGUUCGGCGACAUGUCUAAUGCCUAUCAAGUGUUUGAAGAAAUACCCGGCGCGGAUGCUGACAUAGUGUUGUGGAACAGUCUCAUCGACGGCCACGUCCACUGCGGCCACUACCGAGAAGCGCUACGAGUGUUCGAGAGGAUGCAGAGGAGCGGGUUCACGCCAGACGACGCCACCAUCGUUGUCACCCUCUCCGCCUGCUCCGAGUUAGGCGAGUUGGAUUACGGGAAACGGAUUCACGCGCGGCUCAGCCGCUCCAUGCUACGCGAUUUCGUCUCGGUUUCCAACGCGCUCAUUGAUAUGUACGCCAAGUGCGGGGAAAUCGAUCGAGCGGUAGAUGUGUUCGAGGGAAUGAAGGAAAGGAGUGUGAUUUCAUGGAACUCGAUGAUACUGGGACUGGCCAUGCACGGGCGUGCGGGUCAAGCGCUGGUGCUGUUUGACAGAAUGCGCGGUCAAGCGUCCCCCGAUGGCAUUACGUUUUUGGGCGUGUUGUGCGCGUGCGCGCACGGAGGGCUCGUGGAGGAAGGGAAAUACUACUUUGAAAGCAUGACAAAGGAUUAUGGGAUCAAGCCUAUGGUUCAGCAUUAUGGUUGCUUAGUUGAUCUAUUUGGGAGAAUGGGGUUUCUCAGGGAGGGGUAUGACUUGAUUAAUGGCAUGCAAGUGAAGGGCAAUGCUGUGGUCUGGCGAGCACUGCUGGCAGCUUGUAGAGUUCAUGGGGAGGUGGAGCUAGGUGAGCUUGUCCAGAGAAAUCUCCAGGAGUUGGAAGAGCACAGCAGUGAUUAUGUGUUGCUCUCCCAUGUCUACGCUGGUGCUGGACAGUGGAACCAAGUGUUUAGGCUCAGAGGGAUGAUGCAUGGGAGAGGAGUUAAGAAGCCAGGACCUGGCAACAGUUUGAUCAGGGAACACAUGUUCUAG